UUAAUUAACAUAGCGUUUUAAUGAUGGGUACCAGUUUUAGCCAUUUUUAUAUCAUAAAUUUUCAAUGAAUUAAUUACCUAUCAGCUUAACGAUUACGUUUUAAUCAGUAAUGAGCUUUAUUAACGUAUGCCGUGAAUCUUUUGCAGAAAUAUCUAUUUGACAUUUAAACACGAUGUCGAAAAUAACAUAAUAUUAAAUGAUGAAGAUAAUAUCAAACUGGACAAUUAAUUACAUUACCCAAUGUUCAUUAGUUGUAAAAGUAAUUUAUUCAAAAUUGUUAAUUUCGUACGAUGAAACGUCCCAACGAAGGUCAAAAGUGAAAUCAAAAGCGUUCAAAAAAAAAGUCGACGGCAUUGCUUUAUGUUUCAGCAGAAACAUAACGAAAAAGAUAACAGUGCUUACUUCAGUUGGGUUACAUAUUAAAAUGUAUAAUGAAAUCCGAAGUGUAACAAGACCAUGGAUCAGUGAUAAUAAACAUUUAAGAAUUCAUUUUUGGACUUUACGCAUAUACAUAUACAUUUAUGUAUACCAUGUAUCUUGUUUACUUGUAAUUAUAAUUAAAUAAAUUAAAUAAAAUUUACUUACAGAAACAGUAAUGUGUACGUUACCGCGAUUGACCAACAUGCUCAAGACCAUAACAAUGUUUCUGUUCUAAAUGUGUAAUAAUUAAAUGUACAUAUUCUUAGUUGCAAUGUUAACCGACAAACUUCUCUUGUCUUAUUUCAUUUACCACUAUAACCGGAGAUGUCAAUGAUCUACACAGAACGAGGAGUUUACUGCAUUUUUCCAUUUCGUAGAGCAGACUUGAGAUGAUGAUCCAAUCUGAAAUGAUAACAAUAUGAAAAAUAUAAGCUCAAUAAUAUAGUUUUUAAUGUAUAUACAUUGGCGUGGGAGAUUUGGGAGUAAUUUUAUACUUAUUUUUCUUAUAAUAAAAACAGAUCUAAGCCUCAAUUAGACAGCUAAUUAGACCUAUAAAAACAGUAUAGAAUUUCGAAGUUUUAAACAAAAUAAAAAGUGAAAUUAUGUUUUGUCUGCAGAGCAUUAUUUGCUAAUUUGAAUUCAUCUUAAAUUUACUUUUAUGAACAUGUAAAGAAUACAUUAUAUGUACUAUAGAAAUUGGAAAACAAAUUCAAUUGAACAUGUUGUAAUGAAAUAUGACU
Sipha flava (yellow sugarcane aphid) is the source of this 1160-nucleotide messenger RNA. RefSeq lists its product as uncharacterized. The coding region runs from base 197 to 565 and encodes 122 amino acids. The transcript is spliced from 3 exons. The record is from RefSeq and is a predicted model, not a curated record. NCBI's taxonomy places the organism in Eukaryota, Metazoa, Arthropoda, Insecta, Hemiptera, Aphididae.